AGUUGAAUUUACUGGAUGUUGGAGAAAUAUUACGACGACAACAUUUUCACAAGCGCAUUACUGGCGACAAAAUUAUUGAUAAAACGAACAAUAUUAUUUGGGACUAUACGGAAUAAUAAAAGAGAAUUGUCCCAGCUAGCAAAAUCAGCCAAAGACGAAUUGGAACAUUUCGCAACAGUACUUUAUAAAACAAAUAAUUGUACUCUAACAAUUUAUAAAUCUAAACCAGCCAAAAAAGUUACAAUACUAAGUUCGAAGCAUAAAAGAAUAAAAAUCAAUAACGACAGAAAACGAAUACCUGCAACAGUCGCAUAUUAUAACAAAACCAAAUUCGGCGAUCAAAUGGCAAGAAAGUACAGCGUCAAAUCAAAAUCUUAUAGAUGGCCUGUACAAGUUUCUUUCAACAUACUUGAUUUGACUGGUAUAAAUGCAUGGAUCCUUUAUAAAGAAACAAGUAGACAAAAUAUAUCCAGACAACAAUUUCUACUACAAAUAGCAGAAGAGCUAAUCGAAGAAUAUCACGAAUUUCUCCAAGAAGAAAAAGAAGACUUACAAGGAACAUGGUCGUGGUCAAGGCAAUAUUUCGCAUUCGCAAAAAACAUGUCAGAUACGAUUGUGCAAAGAAAAUAAAACAACUAAAGCUUGUAUAAUUUGUGAAACAUAUAUUUGCGGUAAAUGUAUAAAGGAGUAUUCAUUUGCAAAAAUGGCACUAAAUAAAUUAAAUCUAUCCUUCAUUUAUUUCUAAG
Molecule: messenger RNA, 746 nt
Organism: Vespula pensylvanica (western yellowjacket)
Lineage: Eukaryota; Metazoa; Arthropoda; Insecta; Hymenoptera; Vespidae
Exons: 1
Coding region: 16-630 (204 amino acids)
Source: RefSeq, a predicted model, not a curated record